Capsicum annuum is the source of this 582-nucleotide messenger RNA. RefSeq lists its product as uncharacterized. The record is from RefSeq and is a predicted model, not a curated record. The transcript has a single exon. Lineage: Eukaryota; Viridiplantae; Streptophyta; Magnoliopsida; Solanales; Solanaceae. Bases 1 to 582 code for a protein of 193 amino acids.
AUGGCAAAAUAUAGCAAUCUAUCGAUAAAUAUCCCAUUGCUCAAGGCGAUCCAAGAGAUAUUGGGAUACCCUAAGUCAAUGAAAAAGUAUAUUUCCAAGAUGAAAAUUAUUCAAGGUGACACCAUUGAGGUGACUCAUGGGUGUAGUGUUAUCAAGGAUAGUACGGUUACGGAAAAGAAAGAUGACCCCAGAGCAUUCACCAUCCCUUGCAUAAUUGGGAUGCAUGAGUUUGCAAAAGCUCUAUGUGACAUUGGUGCAAGAAUCAACUUAAUGCCUUUUUUAAUCUAUAAGAAGAUUGGAUUGGAUGCCCCUACACCGACCUCUAUGCAACUUCUUAUGGCAGAUCGGCCCAUCAAAAAGCUGAUGGGAAUUUUGUUUGAUGUCCUUGUUAAAGUGGACAAGUUCAUACUCCCGGUGGAUUUUGUAGUGUUAGAUUGUGAAAUAAACCAAGAGGUACCUAUCAUCCUUGGUCGUCCUUUCUUAUCCACCGGGAGAGCCAUUGUCGAUCUAGAAAUGGGAGAGAUAAAGUUUAGGGUUCAAGAGGAUAAAGUUUCUUUCAAAAUUUGCAAGUCAAAGAAAUAA